This is a messenger RNA of Anopheles stephensi (Asian malaria mosquito), 2133 nucleotides long. It is a transcript of the gene Task6, whose product is annotated as two pore potassium channel protein sup-9. Gene Ontology annotation, biological process: potassium ion transmembrane transport; stabilization of membrane potential. The coding region runs from base 534 to 1667 and encodes 377 amino acids. The transcript has 3 exons. The record is from RefSeq and is a predicted model, not a curated record. Gene Ontology annotation, molecular function: potassium ion leak channel activity. NCBI's taxonomy places the organism in Eukaryota, Metazoa, Arthropoda, Insecta, Diptera, Culicidae. Gene Ontology annotation, cellular component: membrane.
UACGCACCUUGCGUGUCAUGCGCAGUCGGUAUCCUUCAGCUUCAUCGAGAAAUGUCAGAAAUCCUUGUUGGUCGUCAAACAACGAGGAAAAAAAUCAAUCGAUAGACAUAUAGGCGCUGCUGCAGAAUUUGUCAUGGUGCUAUACUCCGAAAGCCAUCACCACCGUGUACCGUGAACGUUCGGGGCGGGAAGGAGAACGCGUAGCGCAGGAAUUGGUGCCGAAUCCGAACUUGUGCCACUAGAACCGUGCCAAAACUCCCCCCCAAUUCCUACCGAAUCCACAAUUCUUCCCCACAAGCGACCACCCCACUUGGCUAGCUGUCCAGCACCAUCAUCAUCUACCUGCCCACAAUGAUUCCACGUAGCUAAAAGAUAUAACCACUCUACCGUGUAGUGUGUCCGCUGGUUGUCUGCGGUGGAAAUAGAGUGGCUACAAGAAUAGUUUUUAAUCGGUGUGCUAGAACGCACCGUAUCCAGGCUUCCCGAACCGUCAUAUUCCUUCAGCCUACCAGGCCAGGCAGUGCAGAACGAGCAUGAAAAAGCAAAACGUACGGACCAUCUCCCUGAUCGUGUGUACGUUCACAUACCUGCUAAUUGGAGCCGCCGUGUUCGAUGCGCUCGAGUCAGAGACGGAGAAGAAACGGUGGAAGGCACUCAGUGCAGUCGAAAACAUCCUCAUCUCACGGUACAACAUCAGCGCGGAGGACUUCAAAGUCAUCGAAACGGUCAUCAUGAAGUCGGAACCGCACAAGGCCGGACAGCAGUGGAAGUUUUCCGGUGCGUUCUACUACGCCACGACAGUGCUGACGACGAUCGGGUACGGUCACUCGACACCGUCCACCGUCAGUGGGAAGAUCUUCACCAUGUGCUACGCCGCCAUCGGCAUUCCGCUGGGCCUGGUCAUGUUCCAGAGCAUUGGCGAGCGCGUCAACCGACUGAGCAGUGUGAUCGUGCACGCGGUAAAAACGUCGUUCAACUGCAAGAAAGCGAUCGCUUCCGAGGUGGAUCUUAUACUGGUGGUCACCACGCUCAGCUCGCUCACCAUAGCGGGGGGUGCGGCAGCGUUCAGCAAGUUUGAAGGCUGGAGCUACUUCGACUCGGUGUACUACUGCUUCAUCACGCUCACGACGAUCGGGUUCGGCGAUAUGGUGGCGCUGCAGAAGGAUAACGCACUCAACAAAAAGCCGGAGUACGUGGCGUUCGCGCUGAUCUUCAUCCUGUUCGGGCUGGCGGUGGUGGCCGCCUCGUUGAAUCUGCUUGUGCUGCGUUUCGUUACGAUGAACACGGAGGAUGAAAAGCGCGAUGAAGCGCAAGCAAUACAAGCAAUGCAAAUAGCGGUCAAGCUGGACGGAGAUAUCAUUACGGGGAACACGGACAGUGUGGAUGAACGGUGCUACGAUCGCAUCUCGGUCAUCAACCCGCUGACCGUGUGUCACAACUGUCCGACCAAGUUCGACAUGACGGAGGCCGGCAACGGGUGUUACAUCGAUACGAACUACCGUUACCCGCUGAUGGACUGCGAAAUGACGCAGCUCCGAUCACCGGCAGGCUUCAGUGGGCCCGGCAACAAUGGCCACCGGAUGCAUGACUUCGAAACGGAUGACGACGGGCUAAUACGACCGUUACGGUACGAUUUCCAUCCGAGCCGUGGUCGUGCAUCGGUUUAAGCCACCCAGAGGCAUCCGAUCGUCUUAUCCUACCAAACCAUACACAUACACCAAAUCACGGACGGAACGGAGUGAUGGAGAUGAUCAGCAGAGCAAAAAGGAAGCAGCACUAUGACAAAAACGAAUGCAGCAGCUGCUGCGUGCCGCAACGAACGCACAAAAUUAAUUCACAACACACACACACACACAAACACACCACUCGAAUAAGGUGGGGUCAAUUAGUGGCCGCAAAUCAUCAUCUUCCUCUAACAGUACUUUUGUAAGAAAAACAUCCCUUCAUGCGAAUGCGUACGAAUUGGUUUAUACUAAGUAAGUAGCGUAAUAAGUGAGACGGGUGGCGGCGGUUGAUCAAGUUUUAGCAAUGAUAAAGAGAAAUUUAAAAACUCCGGGAACAAUCGGUCUUGAGCGUUAUGAAUAAAAAGAAACAAGAAAACAACAGCAAAAGCAAUUUGCGUAAGUACCAGAA